AUGUUCCUGCGGCUCCUCCUGGUGCUGAGCGUGUGCACCCCCCCCGGCACAGGUCUCCCACCACGCCACAUGGACUCUGUGGUUGAGCUCAUGGAAGUCCUCGAGUCCAGCAGCCCCAACCUGACCAUACCUGAGCUGGCGAGGGCGCUGGGUGCCUGCAGCACCCCGGGGUGCCGCGCAGUGCUGGGGGAGCCACCCCAUGUCCCACUAGCCCCACCAGCACUCAGCCAUGAGCUAUGGGUGCUCCUCACCCACCUCCUCCACCGCGAUGCUGUGGUGCUGGCACCCGAUGGUUCCACUGUGGCUCUUGGUCCCCUCUUUGCUGGCAUCGAGGUUGGCCAAAAGAGGGGGUCAGGGUGGCCCCUCCCCACCUUCGAGCCACCCAUUGACCCACUUUACGCUGUCACCAUCACCGAGGCCUUGGGGACAUCGUACCUCUUGGCUCAUGGUGGUGAUGGAGCCACGCUGGGACCCAGAGGCUGUUGGGAUGAUGUGGAUGACCCCCAAAACUACACCCUACUGGGACCCCCGUCACCCAUUCCUGAUGCUGUCGCCAACGGGGCCAUGGAUGGGGUGCUCUUGGGUGCCCAAGUGGCCCAAGCACCCAUCCCGCUCACUGACCUCCUGCGGGGUUACUAUGGGAUGGGCAACACCACGGAGCAAGGGAGACCCCGCAGCAGCUACCGGCGGCGAGACUUUGGGGUGCUGAUGGGGCCGGAGAAGCUGGAGCAGGAGGUGGAGGCGAUGCUGAGGGUGCUGCGGGUGCUGCCACCCACAAGGGAGCUCCUGGAGGACGUGGGAGCAGAGGAAGUGGUGGCCAUCGCGCACCGGGCAGCGCGGGACUUCACCCAGCUCUACGUGGAGUGCCCGCCCAUCGUGCCCCGGUGCAUGUGGGGUGCUCGUCCCUACCGGGGCACCCCCAAAGCCUUGACCUUGCCCUUGGAGUCGGUCUUCAUCCACCACACGUUCAUCCCCAGCGCGCCAUGUCCCAGCUUCCAGGCCUGCUCCCACGCCAUGCGCUCCAUGCAGCGCUUCCACCAGGACACACGCGGUUGGGACGACAUCGGCUACAGCUUCGUGGUGGGCUCUGAUGGGUACCUGUACCAAGGCCGAGGGUGGCAUUGGGUUGGUGCCCACACCAAAGGCUACAACAGCAAAGGAUACGGUGUGGGAUACGUUGGAGACUUCUCAAGCACCUUACCUGACCCAGACACCAUCGCCCUGGUGAGGGACCAGCUCCUGCCCUGUGCUGUGAGGACAGGGAGGCUCCACCAUAACUACACCCUCCGUGGCCACCGGCAGAUGGGUCACACCGACUGUCCUGGUAACUCUUUGUUCCGAGAGAUUAAGACCUGGAGCAGAUUCAAG
Nestor notabilis (Kea) is the source of this 1368-nucleotide messenger RNA. Its product is annotated as N-acetylmuramoyl-L-alanine amidase-like. The annotation marks the transcript as partial. The record is from RefSeq and is a predicted model, not a curated record. Gene Ontology annotation, molecular function: N-acetylmuramoyl-L-alanine amidase activity; peptidoglycan binding; peptidoglycan immune receptor activity. NCBI's taxonomy places the organism in Eukaryota, Metazoa, Chordata, Aves, Psittaciformes, Psittacidae. Gene Ontology annotation, biological process: peptidoglycan catabolic process; defense response to Gram-positive bacterium; detection of bacterium. The transcript has 4 exons.